Molecule: messenger RNA, 317 nt
Organism: Symbiodinium sp. CCMP2592
Lineage: Eukaryota; Dinophyceae; Suessiales; Symbiodiniaceae
Source: the annotation of a GenBank genome assembly
GCUUGUGUGGAUACCGAGGAAGGCCUGAAAGAAUGGGAACUGCUUGGAGAUAUGCUUGGGCUCGACUCUGAGGAAAAGACCCGCGGCCGUGGUGUCAGCUUCUCUUUCAAAAGCCUUGCUGGACGUCCUGAUCUUCAAGAAAGAUGUGUCUGUGCUAUCCUCCUCUACAUCAAUGCCCACGAACAAGCCUGCAGCGAAGUGCAGAAAUGGUUCGGCGCGGAUAUGACGGCGGAUUCUCCAGAAGAAAUUGAGUUGCAGAAAGAGAACGACGGCUUCCUCAAGGAAGCCAGGGCAACCCUGGCCGGGUUUCCCCAAGA